UGUGAUGCUGAUUAUAUCGUUUUGUCUGCUAGCGCUCGGUUCGGAGGUACUGCUCAUGACUCAUAUGUAUGGCGUCGCUCUCGAGCUUGCAGAGCUCUGGAGGAGCUUUUUGAGGCGGGUGAGCGCGAUUUUUGGCUUCUGGGUGAUAGUGGCUAUCCACUACAGCCUUGGCUGAUGACACCAAUUAGUGCGACAUCAUGUACCGCAGAAGAGCGCUACAAUAUAGCACACAAGUCAACUCGAGCUCUUGUAGAAAGAUGCAUUGGCUUACUAAAAAGCAGAUUUCGCUGUCUGUCGAAGGAAAGAGCCCUUUUCUACAGUCCACCAAAAGCAGGCCUCAUAAUCAACGCUUGCCUGGUUUUACACAACUACUUGAUUCGGGCUAGAGUGCCGUUCGAUGAAAUUUAUUUGGAAGACUCUGAUGCACCUGAAGAAUGUGGUGGCCCUUCUUCAGCUAUUUCAACACAGAAUAUAUUAUCCAUUGCGAAAAGACAACGAUUGCAAAUUGUUCAAAAUGCUUUUACUAAUAACAUUCAAAAUUAGAUUGAAAAUAAUUCAACUUUUUAUUUUACAUUCGUAUUUUUACUUAUUUACAUAUAUU
Molecule: messenger RNA, 601 nt
Organism: Rhagoletis zephyria (snowberry fruit fly)
Lineage: Eukaryota; Metazoa; Arthropoda; Insecta; Diptera; Tephritidae
Product: putative nuclease HARBI1
Source: RefSeq, a predicted model, not a curated record